Liolophura sinensis is the source of this 3504-nucleotide messenger RNA. Its product is annotated as protein Wnt-5b-like. Gene Ontology annotation, biological process: canonical Wnt signaling pathway; cell fate commitment; neuron differentiation. The record is from RefSeq and is a predicted model, not a curated record. Gene Ontology annotation, molecular function: cytokine activity; frizzled binding. Gene Ontology annotation, cellular component: extracellular region. The transcript is spliced from 6 exons. Bases 491 to 1597 code for a protein of 368 amino acids. Lineage: Eukaryota; Metazoa; Mollusca; Polyplacophora; Chitonida; Chitonidae.
GGUCCCUCCCGUUCAGGUCGCACAACCAGCCCAGCCGUCUCUUAACAACAUGCCGGAAGCAUUUGACUUGCCCUGUCAUUGAUAAACUUAUCCUGGCACUUCGGUCAGAGUUAAAUCAUCACACGCUCAUGUGUAGGGAUGUACUUACGGUGCUGAUACAGAGACCGCCCCCACUUGACAUACCUUGAAUGGACUUUACCUUUGAAUUGUCGAUUAUAUCCAACAGGUGAAGUUGCUCUGGACUGAAGAGGAUAUUUGUGAUAAAAUCUACGCAUCAUUUCAACCUUACUAAUGGAAAUAAGCACAAAUGGAUCUGGUUACUCUAUGUCAGCUGUGUGCGAAGUACGUGAAUGCUAACUGGAUUGUGUUUUCCUCUGUGGUAUUACUGAGUGCCUACUUGUGUCAGGUGGUUUAGAGAAGGUAGCUAUGUCAAGAGAGUGAUUAACAGGACUUGUUUCAGAGCAGUGGAACUUUCAUAAUAGGUGUAAAAAUGGCUCAAUUGGGCCGAUGGAAAUACGGACUGUUUACCUUUGUGGCUAUGAUAUUGCAGUGUCUGUGUGUCUCCGCGUUUGAUACCUGGUGGAACCUGGGAGUUCGUGGAUUCAAGGCCUGGCGAAACCCGCAGCUGUAUGUGAUAGGGGCCCAACCAUUGUGUACGCAGUUGAAGGGCCUCAGUCCAGCCCAGGUUAGACUCUGUCAAAGUUACCAUGAUCAUAUGCCCAGUGUAGGACAUGGGGCUAGUAUGGGCAUUCAGGAAUGUCAAAGGCAAUUCCAGAACAGACGCUGGAACUGCAGUACAAUCGCAGACGAUUCAUCAGUUUUCGGACCAGUUCUAAACAUUGCUAGUCCCGAGGCAGCCUUUACUCACGCAAUAUCUGCAGCUGGAGUGGUGUUCUCUAUAAGCCGGGGGUGCCGUGAGGGAGAACUGAGCAAGUGUAGCUGUAGUCGUUCCUCCAGACCGAAGAGUUUACACAGAGACUGGAUCUGGGGCGGAUGUGGUGAUAAUUUAGAAUAUGGAUAUAGAUUUGCCAAAAUGUUUGUAGACAUAAGAGAAAGGGAAAAGAACCACCCGAGACAUUCCCCAGGUUUAGCCAGAAUGCUUAUGAACCUCAGAAAUAACGAAGCCGGCAGAUUGGCAGUUUACAGAUACUCGAAGGUAGCGUGUAAAUGUCACGGUGUGUCGGGUUCUUGUAGCCUUAAAACGUGCUGGAGACAGUUGCCGGAGUUCAGGACAGUGGGAGAUCGACUAAAGGAUAAAUACGACGGUGCCACAAAAGUGGUUUUCAACAAAAGAGGAACACAGCUUAAGUCCGAAAACUCCAAAUAUAACAAACCAACAAAAGAAGACCUUAUAUACUUGGAAGACUCCCCAGAUUACUGCGAUCCAAAUAAGGUCACAGGGUCAUUUGGUACAAAAGGAAGGGAGUGUAAGAAGUCAUCUCCCGGAAUGGACGGGUGUAAGCUUAUGUGUUGUGGCCGUGGCUACAACACCUUUAAAAGAAAAGUUAAGGAGAGGUGUCACUGUAAAUUUCAUUGGUGUUGUUUCGUACAGUGUGACGUUUGUGAACACAUAGAAGAUGUACAUACUUGUAAGUAGGGAAAGGUCAGAAGAUGUUCGGAGGACUUCGUCAUCAUAUUGGUAUUAUGUAAGGGGAGCUAAGUCGGUAGAGAGAAGUAAGAGGUUACAGAGACCGACUCCAGUUCAGGGCCCGCGUAUGCCAGAGAGUUAUUCGGUCGGUCGUCUUAGCCCAGAUUUGACCCCCCAAAUUAAGCAUAAUCUUCACAACGGGUAUAAGAAGACAUCAGGAAACCUCCAGGCGAGCUGACGACUGGAACGCUCGAGUGCUAGGCCAAUCUGAUUUGUUACAACACAGAUCAUCAGAGUGCGUUAUUCACUUGAAAAUCUUCAAGAUACCAUUGUGUUCAGAGUGCUUUUCCUCCAAGGCGGGGAUGUCGUCUGUACAGUUUUGACUGCACUCAGCACAGGCAUAUAUACUAGAGGGGACGCAGAGCAACGGCAUAUAUACUAGAGGGGACGCAGAGCAACGGCGUAUAUACUAGAGGGGACGCAGAGCAACAGCGUAUAUACUAGAGAUGGGGUGAGGUAGCACGAUGAGUACUAUAUGAAAGUAGCUCUCGACUGGCUCUCAGAGACAGGUGGUGAUCAUCAAUAUGUGCAUACGUAGGCGGACACCAAUUUACCUGAUAGCACUGAGCACUCUCACCCAGUUCUUAGAGGACUUGCAUUUGUACAGUUCAUACACCUGUGUUGGUUUGUUGUCAGUGAGAGGCAUGGGGAAUGAUACUGUUGCAAACGUCUAACUUUUAGCUGGGGGUUUGAGUUUGCAAGCAGGCUGUCCAUUUCAGCCAGAUUAUAAUCCUGUUAAACGCUACAAACUAAAGGCUGGAUCUAUACUACCCCUUUGUAAACUUGUAAUUCCUUAGUGGGCAUUAUAUGAUUGUGUUACAAAGUGUGUAUUUAAAAAUGUCCGAUGUACCAGCUGUAUUCUGGUAGGAACAGAUUCGUAUCGGUCUACUUAGUUUGGCGUUGAAUGGAAGGGAAAUAAUUGCACAGUGUCCAAACGAAGGAGCAUCGGCACAGCCAUUGAAAAAAUGUUUCUUGAAAAAAAUAUAUAGCCUGUAUAAGUACAUAUUUGGUAGUUAUGUGUACUAAUAUCCCAGGCUUGGUCAAAAACAAAUCAUGUUUUUGAAGGAUUAAAAUGUAUGGACUCUCCAUGAGGACCGAGCUGAUGUGUCUUAUGCACUACCACGGGAUGAAUGUUGGAGGAUUGUACUGGUAGACAAAGUGCGCUACGCAGUGUUUUUUGUACAUAUUGAAGUUUAUAACAUAUUGAGAAUUAUUUAUUCGUGGUCAUGCACAGCUAGCAGUCUUAUGCAGUAUAAGACUAUAUUUGCUCGUUACCGUCCUGUCCGGUAACCCCGAUAUACGAUUAUUUGUAAAUGGUGAUAUCGAUAUAAAACGGCCCUUCGAUGGCUGCAGAAUUCAGAUUAGAGCCAUUUGACCACAAAACAAAAUAAAUAUUUCCAAUCUUACUGUAUACCUUUUCCACGAAUUAUUUUUCUUACUGAUUAUUACUUUGUUGAUACUGUAAUAUAGAAUGUGUUUUAUACAGCUUUCCACAUAGUUAAACUUAACGUCGAACAGUUAACUAGACUGUAAACACACCGAUGUAAGCCUUCAUUUUUUUUACGUUGUUUGAAACGAUGUGGUAAGUUGGUAAAACAAGUUCUUGGUUUAUGCGUUGAUACAUUUGUUUGAACUCUUCGAAUGACGGCAACAUUGAGUUUUAUAGGAUUUCCAAAAUAUUUCAGUCCAUGUGAUUCGAAUUACAGCAAAAAGAAAAGAAUAAGGAAAGCUCCAUAUAGAGAAAUACACUACAUUUUCUAACUAAGGAAGACAACUGUAUCAAACAGCAAAAAUGGACGUCAAGUUCCAGAAAUGUACAGCAGAUUUACAGCACAUACAGUAGAACACGAACAGCG